Messenger RNA from Cryptococcus wingfieldii CBS 7118, 2448 nucleotides. RefSeq lists its product as hypothetical. The record is from RefSeq and is a predicted model, not a curated record. Lineage: Eukaryota; Fungi; Basidiomycota; Tremellomycetes; Tremellales; Cryptococcaceae. Bases 1 to 2448 code for a protein of 815 amino acids. The transcript is spliced from 5 exons.
AUGGACGGAAAUGACGACCAGCGAGGGGUAAGGCCCGACCCGCCAAAAAAGCGAAGGUUAAUUGAUGGGACCAAGAAUUGGUUCAAAAAUAUUUUCGCAAAGCCAGCGACUGGCAAUGCAUCCACUGCUGGCCUCGAUGAGCAGCGCCAGCUCUCGCCACCCCAAGAGUUGCACCAGUCCUCAUCAACCGAAGAGCACGAGCAAGGCCCCGAUGAACGGCGCCAGCUCCCGCCACCCAAAGAGGUGCAGUCUUCAUCAACCGAAGAGCACGAGCAACCGUCGGAGCCUGCCCCUAGGCGGUCAGGUAGAUAUCAAGCCAAGCAGCCGCAACAAUCUCCGACUGCUCCCCCAGUCGCCUCGCAAGAACCUGCGCUUCUCGACGAGGCGAUACUUGAAGAAUUCGACCGAUAUGUCCGUUGUGCAUGGAAUCCGACACCGAUUCCGACAGACGAGCGUCUCGAGGAAUGGAGCGAACAUCGACUUGGAGAUAUCUUAAGGCUCGAGCUGCCAGAGCCUCUUGCUCUGGAGGUGGCAUCCGAAAGCUACUUCAAUUUGAUGCUCAUCAUAUUUACAGGGGAACCGGAGGCGGACCUCAAGGACGCGCUGUUCAGUGACAGCAGGAGGUCUCCGAAGGCCUUCGUGCGCUUGGACUCGUCGAGGCGACCGAGGGGUCAAGUUGGGAUUGUACACAGUCUCGCGGGCAAUCUCCUUCAUCAGCACUCACCGUACUCGCUGGUGAGGGAACCCACCCACUCUGCUGUGGCCGAUGCGCUGUACUCAGCGACGAAAAGGCUCAAAAGGGAUGGAGAGAUUGAUUCAGCUUUGAGAUACAUCGCGAACAAAAUCCACAACGACCUCAGGGAGCCGAAGCAGAGUCGCGCCAGCCAGUUGGGCGCAGCGCAGUCAUCGGAAGUGCCAUCCUCAAAAGCCUCGUCUACGACGGGUGUGGUCGAGACUGACUUCUCGUAUGCGUUUUUCUGGCGCCCCCGAAUCCCCUUCCGAGUCUUGAAGAGGGAGCACCCACUUUAUCGUGCGGUGUUAAUGGUCGUGGAGAUGAAGCAACUCCAGGUUGAUCAUGACGUGAAGAUCAAAGUACCGCCGGGGCAGGCGAAGAAGCAAUAUGAGCAGGGGCUGUCACAGGUGAUAAAGUACCUCUACCAUGCUUGGGAGAAGUUUGGAACCAGGAUCGGUCUCUUCGUUUGCGGUCCUUUCUUUGCCAGGCUGCUCGUCACCGACGACAAGGGUAACAUUGCCGUCGAGUGCAAACCUUGCCCGAACGUCGGGCAAGAGUAUUCCUCCCCGGGCUCUUACUUCAAGGAGUUCGACUACCUCAGUCUACCUCACUCGCUGCUCCUUCCCUAUUCGACCAAUUCACAGCUUGCCGAACAGCUGGGUGUUGAUGACCCGUUGCCUUUGCUAAACUUGGAAGGCUUGCGGAAAUUCGAAGAACUGAGCACCCACGUCUUCAAAUCUGCUUUUGACAUGAAAGUCGCUGCGGCCCUUGGCAAGCGGUAUGAUCCCUCUCCCACAUCUACUUCAGCCCAAGGCCAAGACUCCGGCUUCCCGACUCUCUGCGACCUUUCGCCACAAAACGAUGCUGCCAUUGUGAAGGCUGGUCCUCGCUCUCCUAUCCAUUGGUACAUCAGUGCCCGACGAGACGCCAAGGACAGGGUCGAUGAGCACGACGUCAAAAGAUUUCUUGAAGCUUUCAAAGCGCAUGUUCUAUCGUCAUCCUCGCCGCCUAAAGAUUCUGGCAGUCACAAUCCUGACGACGGAGAGGGAGAUAAUCGGGGGCGCGAGGGUGACAAAGAUGAGGGUCACAAGGACAGUCAUCACGGGCGCAGUGGGGGAUAUGGGGGAUAUUGGGGUGGCGGCGGCGGCGGCGGUGGUGGUCAAGGCGGGGAAAAGGCUACGGGGGCCAAGUCCGGAGGGCCGCAAGCGAAGGAAGAGGAGUUUCAAGAGAACUUUGAAGACGAUGUGGAAGAGAAUGUGGAAGAGUACGACGGACAAGACUUCCUAGACAAGGUCAAAUCCUGGGCACCUCACUCUGCCGACCCGGCAUUCGCCUUAGACCCGGCCCCCUGUCUACCUCCGACGUCCCGACCGCCAUCGACAUCUGAUGACGAGGAUGACGAGGAAGUCUGGCCGGACUACGUAGAUACCGACAGCCUGCCCCCCUCCAUCACCAUCAAAGCCGUCUUGUCGUCCACUAUGGACCAGCUAAUCGACGACGCUCUCAAGGAACAACGUCUCCUUUCUGGGUGCACCGCGGAUACCUCUGAACGUCCUUCGCCCACGAGGACAGCUCGUACCGACGGUUCGGGCUCUACCCCCGGUACAGCCUCCACACUCUUGAACGCAAGCCCUCCCUCUGGCGUCUUGAGCAAGCACCUUGAGGAGCGGCCUGCCGAAGGCUCGCUGAGGGAAGGGCAGGGGUUGAGCGAGUAG